ACAUGUAAAUACAUAAUAUAACAUCAAACAUUAAAAACCUGAACCUGGGAACUUUUGCAUGCAAAGCAGAAACUGUUGACUGUGGGCUACAUCACUUCUCUCCUUCCCUCCCUCUGUCCUAUGGUCAGGGAAAUACACCCAGAAAUGUUCAAUUCAGCCUUGAAAAUAGCUGUUUGCCUGUGGUGACUAGAAAGAGCCUCAAGGUGAGCAGACACAGUCAUUUUUGCAAGGCAUUUUGUUCUCUCUCACAUUUUCUGUGGCUAGUGUUUAUCAGAACAGGUCUCGAGAGACCAAAGUUUGAAAUCCCCACUUGGGCAUGAGGUGAGUUUGAGCCAUUCAUGUUCUCUCUCAGCCUAGCCUAUUUCAAAGGGCUGCUGAUGGGGAGGGCGAGGUGGUGCAGGCACCCAGAGCUGCUUAAAAUGAGGAUGAGACAAAAGCAAUGCAAAAAAUAAGAAUAAAUAAAUUAGCAGAGGUGUAAAUGUUGAUGUCCUCCUCCCCCAACUUGCAAUGUUCCUUUAGCAACCAACCCACCUCCUAACCCACACACAACGGCUUGUGAUGAGUGUUGACCUCAGAAUCCCACCUGCUCUCCUUUUCUCAGCUGCCUUGUGAUCAAUGACUCUUGUCACAUCUGAGGUUAGGUUUCUUUUUCCCCUUUCUGAACUGCGACAUCCUGUCUCUGGGAGACAGAUACAUGCGCACGCAGACACCAGCCCCAGUCGAGCAACACACGGACCCACCAGCUGACACGCUGACUUUCCUUCUCCUUCUGAAGGGUGUCUUCCCAGAGGGCGGCCAUGCUGAAAGCGAGCCCUGCGUCCUCUGUGCCUCUCCUCUUCCUCUUCCUCCUCUUCCUCAGCGUCUCCCCGCAAUGCCACAAGGCCACGGAGGAUGAAUGCCUGGAACACAAGGACUUCGUCCCUGGGCACAGCUUGGCCGGCGAGGGCAUCGACAUCACCACUCUGGAGAAGAAAGGGGCAAAGGUCCUGGAUAUGAACCAGUGGCAGAGGCCGGACGGGAGCUGCACCUUGUGCCAGAACUCCCUGCUGGAGGGGAAGCCGCUCCAGAGGCUCCCAGUGGCUGCCGUCGACUGGGAAGCCAAAACCUCGUGCCAAAGGAGCGUGCAUUCCUCUGUGCAGGAGUCUGGCAUCUCUCUGGUCCUGGCAGAAGGAUCCGAUGUGAAGAAUGACUGGAAGGCAGGGCUGGAGGUGGAGGUGAAGCCCCAGGCCCUGGCCCAGGUGGCGUUGGCAGGAUCCCGCUCCAAGAUGGCCGAAUUCAGCCGGGAGAAGAGCUCUCAGGACAAGUACAGUUUUGCGAGCCAUGAGGUCUCCUGCUCCCACUACAGCUUCCGCCUUGGGCAUCACUUGCCGCAGAGCAGCCAUUUCAAAUACGCCGUGAAGACCCUUCCCAAAAAGUACCAGCCUGACUCCCGGCUGGAAUACCGCCAGCUGAUCCAAACCUACGGGACCCAUUUCAUACAGCAGAUUCACUUGGGGGGCCGCGUGAGGGACGUGACGGCUGUGCGGGUGUGCGAGGCAACGCUGGACGGGGCGACCACGGACGAGGUCAAGGAUUGCCUCAGCCUGGAGGCCGCUGCCAGCCUCGGCAAAGUCAAGAUGGAGGCCGCCUUCCAGAAGUGUGAGGAGCUGAAGAAGAAGAGGAACUUCAAGGGCUCUUUCCACCAGACGUACAGCGAGCGGCAGACGGAGAUUGUGGGCGGGAACAGCCAGGCGGACGUGCUGUUCUGCGACGGGCAGAGCACAGAGCCCUUCAAGGACUGGCUGGAAAGCCUCAAAUCCAUCCCCGGCUUGAUCUCCUACUCCCUGAUGCCCAUCCACACCUUGGUGACCAAGGGGGACCCCAAGAGAGAGGGUUUGCGGCAGGCAGUAAGCGAGUACGUGAGAGAACGGGCGCUGUGGAGGAACUGCUCCCAGCCCUGCCCACCGGGGACGCGGCGCAGCGCCAGGGACACCUGCUCGUGCGUCUGCACCAGUGACGGCACCACCAACACUAUGUGCUGCUCGCGGGCGCGAGGCCUGGGCAAGCUGAAGGUGACGAUUGUGCGUGCCAGGAACUUGUGGGGAGACAACUGGUCACGGACUGACGCCUUCGUCAAGGUCUUCUACAACGGCAGGGAGAUGCGCACUCCCACCAUAUGGAACAACGACAACCCAGAAUGGAAGGUCCACUUGGAUGUGGGGAACAUCCAAGUCUUGGGGGAGACCAGCAAGUUGCGGGUACAGGUCUGGGACGAAGACAACAGAUGGGAUGACGACCUGCUGGGGUCGUGCGACGAACCCCUGCAAGCUGGGAAGCCGCAAAAUAAAAUAUGUUACCUUAAUCAUGGGAGCCUGGAAUUCCAAUACCACUUGGAGUGCGGUCCCUUUCUAGGAGGUCCCUACUGCUUGGAUUACGUCCCUCAGAAGCCGAACUAUGUAGGUGACUUGUUGCAAUGGAAUGGCUAAGUCGACCCCGUCAAGCAAAGGGCUCCUUGAGACGGGGGGCCCAAUGGAUUUCUCCCUCAAGCUUAGAGGACCCCGGUUUUUUAAUGUUCAAUGUUUUAUUAUGUUUUUGUAUAUGCUGGAAGCAACCCAGUCAGAUGGUAAAGGGUACAAAUAAUAAAUUUAUUAUU
This is a messenger RNA of Podarcis muralis (Common wall lizard), 2632 nucleotides long. RefSeq names its product perforin 1 (gene PRF1). The record is from RefSeq and is a predicted model, not a curated record. Gene Ontology annotation, cellular component: membrane attack complex; membrane. Gene Ontology annotation, molecular function: wide pore channel activity. NCBI's taxonomy places the organism in Eukaryota, Metazoa, Chordata, Lepidosauria, Squamata, Lacertidae. Gene Ontology annotation, biological process: T cell mediated cytotoxicity; immunological synapse formation; defense response to virus.